AUGGCUUUCAAGUUCUCUCUCGGCAGCGCGAAAGCCAACAAGGCGCAAUUAAAUUCAAAGGCCAAAGAAGAUGAAGAGGCAAAGGCACGGGAAGAGAAGAAUGCCCUCGACAAGGUCAUGGCAGAUUUCGAGGCCGAGCAUGGGGGCGAGAAAAGCGUACUGGGCGAGUCGGAGCGCGACCAGGAGGCCGACAAUGUAUUCGUUCCAACUGGAAGUAAGAGGCACUUUACAGGCAGACAGAGGACCAUGAAAAGCGGCCCUGGUACACUCGACGCUGAGCCUCUCGACGGCUACCCAAGGCCUGGAGUCACUCCGGGGCGUCCUGCACAACAAAUGCCGUCGCGAUUUGGUGUGUCGGCACCUACCGGCCCUGCUGCGUUGCAUGGCCCAAAGCCGACCGAGAAUGUGUUUACGACCGUCGUAGCAAAAGCAUCCAACCUCCCGCCUGCCAUUGAUCCACGCCGGGUAGAAGAACUCUUUGCCGAUUUCCCAUCACUGAAAAUUACAAGAGUUGAGAAGAUACCACCGCAGGGCCCGUCACCCAAAGGCCGGCCGUCUGCAACAAUGAAGGUCAUAUUCGACAAGGAUGCGAGUGCGCGCGACUUGGACGAUGCUAUGAAUAAACUCAACGACAAAAAGUAUCUAGGCAAGGGUUACUAUCUACACUUGGAUAGAUAUCUGGGCGGCCGCUCGGCAGAUACAGCACAGCGCACAGAGCCAUUUGGUGCACGAUGGCAGGCGCCUGAGAUCCCAAAGGGUUUUGCACCACCCCCCGAUCUAGGUGGUGGUGGCGGUGGGAGAGAUAGACCUCGCGAAGACACCGAGCAACUCAUUGUCACCGCCAACCAGCCCCCAGACAUUGCGACGCUAAGACUAGUGCACCAGACCAUAGAGGGCGUGAUACUAGGCGGUGUGGAGUUUGAGGCUGCAUUGAUGAACGAUGCGCAAAUACAAGAAGAAGAACGCUUCGCUUGGCUCUAUGACCAAAAGCAUCCUGUGAACCGCUAUUACCGAUGGCGCUUACACCAGAUUGUCUGUGACAGUCCGAACCCAGAGAUUUUUGAGCGCCAGGGUGACUGGCGCGGGCCUCUAGAUCCCCUUGCCGACGAGUUUGCCGACCACUUGGGCGCAUUUGAUUCAGAAGAUGACAUGAUGGAUAGUGAUGAUGAAGAGGAGAAGGAGAAGCCACAGUACAAGCCUCUUCCAGUUGGAGAUAAUUAUCCUGGACGGGUUGAUAAUGGACACGGCAUCAUGAGUCCGCGGUCAAGAGCCAUGCUUCUAUGGUUGCUCACAUCCCUUCCGCCUGGUAGCAUUGUCGCCGAUGACAUUGCUGCCAUUUCAAAUUUUGCAGUCGAACACGCUGGACAGGGCAUGGACGAAGUGGUGCACAUUCUUGUCUCAAACAUCAUACACCCCUUUCAGCUCACUGAUACCAAUCCGAGGAACAGGCCAGCUGAUGCAGACACAAAAGACGAUCUUCGCCGACCUGAUACCCGACAGGUGACGCUGAAUGCUUUGCGCAUUAUUUCAGAUGUACUUCUUGUCACUGCAAAAGAGUCUGGAGUGUCGUACAAAUAUCGUCUUGCGAUAGCUACAGAGCUUGUGGGCCGCAAAGUGUUUGAACAUCUUGAGCAGUUACCUUCGCAGCUGGAAAUGGGUCGGAUGACUGAGAGAAGCUACCGGGAUGAAGUCAACGUCAUUCUCAAGGUAUGGCAGGAAGAGCAUUUGUUCGACGAGUCGACGCUCAGCCAUCUUGACGAGGCGUUUAACGCGCGCGAGAGGCAGAAGGAGGAGGAGGAACAGGCAAGGCGAUUAGCAGAAAAGAGGAAACGGAAGAGCAAUGUAGUCCGUAAAGCGGUUAGCACUGGCGGUGAAGAUGGAGACGAGGAUGAGAAGAUGCAUGUCGAUGACGAGACACGCAACGAUGGCACCGAGGGUGACAUGGAUCAAGGAUCGGGCAUGGAAGCAGAAGAAGUGCCCAUGGCUACAGACGCGGUUGAACCCGCCCUUGCACAAUCUGAGGCCGACGUGAUUCCCGGGGAGACGGCGGUAGCAAGGGCUCGCCGGUUGCGGCCGAGGGCAGAGGACAUGUUUGCCCUGGAUGAGGACGAGUGA
This is a messenger RNA of Bipolaris victoriae FI3, 2115 nucleotides long. RefSeq lists its product as hypothetical. The record is from RefSeq and is a predicted model, not a curated record. Gene Ontology annotation, molecular function: RNA binding. The transcript has a single exon. NCBI's taxonomy places the organism in Eukaryota, Fungi, Ascomycota, Dothideomycetes, Pleosporales, Pleosporaceae. Gene Ontology annotation, biological process: RNA processing. Gene Ontology annotation, cellular component: nucleus. Bases 1 to 2115 code for a protein of 704 amino acids.